This is a messenger RNA of Cutaneotrichosporon cavernicola, 2121 nucleotides long. RefSeq lists its product as uncharacterized. The transcript is spliced from 4 exons. The record is from RefSeq and is a predicted model, not a curated record. The coding region runs from base 1 to 2121 and encodes 706 amino acids. Gene Ontology annotation, molecular function: protein binding. NCBI's taxonomy places the organism in Eukaryota, Fungi, Basidiomycota, Tremellomycetes, Trichosporonales, Trichosporonaceae. Gene Ontology annotation, cellular component: cell division site; nucleus; cell tip. Gene Ontology annotation, biological process: carbon catabolite repression of transcription.
AUGGAGCUCUACAUCCCCCCUCCAAGCGCCUACCUCCCUCGCCUGCCUCCACCUCGGCCCAUCCUCCCAACCGUUCCAGUCGUUCCGGCACCCGACCUCCCCGAUGUCCUGAACGCCCCCGAGGGACCAUACACUCUGGCGAAAGGGACCUUUCCAGAGGUCGAAUUGCCUGGCCCACUCCCAAACGACCUCCCUCGACCGGGUGCGCCAGGUGGUGCGACGCUCUACGGUGCCGGGGGGUUCGGGAUGGCCGGGCCCAGCUUUGUGCCCAUGCCGCAGCUGAGCUCACCCAACAUCUUCGCCGUCAGCUCGGGAAGCACCCUCGUCAACGGCCAGUGGCAGCCUGGACAUCCUUGCCGCCUCGUCUUUGCGGAUGUGUGGUAUCCCGGCCGUGUGGCUGGUAAGGAGAGCAGUUUUGGCGCGCUCGUCCGCCUCGGACUGGGGAAGAAGGCUGCACCGGAUGCCAAUGCUGCCCAGCAGACUGGCCAGGCGCCGCCUCUGUAUGAUGAGGAGUUCUCGGACACGGAGAGCGAGGAGGAUAGCGAUUACCGUCCCCCAACUACACCGGCUGCACGUGAAGGACCAGAGCUACACGCGCAGGCGCCGCGCAAGUUUGGCAAGGACAGGAAGAUCCGGAAAGAGGGAAAGACGCUCAGCGCGUCGCGCGGCGGGAUUAUCACGCGCGUCUCGCCAAACAUGAACCUCGGGAGCAUUAUGGACGACAAGGGCAAGAAUGGGGGCGAGCGGGUUCGCUGGGCCUUUUGGAACAUGGGCCGCCUGUUUGCCUGGGCCGAAGAAGGCGGGGCCACUGAAAACCUCGCUACCGUCGUGUUCCAGCAGCCGCCUACUGCCCAUGCCAUUUCUCAGCUCACGAUCGGGCCAGACAGGCAGGACAUUGUCGUCGGUCUCGAGACGGGCGACCUGAUCUAUCUUGACUUUAUCAACGACCGCACUGAACGGUUCAAUGCUGCGGGCAAGGUGAUCAAGAGUCCCGUCGCGUCAGUCCAUUUCGACCCGCGCGGUGGUGACCGCUUCACCGUUCUGUUUGCAGACAACACGAUCGCGCAGUACCACCUCUUCGCGGAGGAUCCGAGCGAGGCUGCUCUGGGCGUGAUUACGUUGUCGCCACGCCCGUGGACGACAAUGUGGGAGACAGCUGAGGCCGAGGAGGACGUGAAUGCCGUGCAGGACCGUGAGCGGGAAGCCCGCGAAGCCCGUGAGAGGGAGACGAACGGCAUCAGUACGAUGAUGGAGCGGCGGGCGAGUGGGAUUGAGCGCCGCGGCUCGGUCGGGCUCGAGAAACCCCUCGUCGACCGCAGAGCAUACCUUGACCGCCUGGUCGAGUGGAAGAACGACGAGUGGAACGCGCCUCCCGAAGUCGAGCGGCGUCUCGAACCCCCCCGCCAGCCCUGGGCCGGCCGUAACCCCAUAAGCGUCGGCAGAAUCGGUGCAAGCAGCCCUAUAACUGCAAUGGCAUACUCGCCGGACGGGCGGUGGCUGGCCAUAACGACCAAGGACGGUCUUUUGCGCCUGCUCGAAACGGAAGAAGGCCGCGUCACAGACGUGUUUGAGAGUUACUUUGCGGCGCUGACUUGUGUCGCUUGGAGUUCUGACUCUCGAUUUGUGGCGGUUGGGGGACAGGACGACCUCGUGACCAUCUAUUCUGCGCGUGAGUCGCGUCUCGUCGCAAGGUGCCAGGGACACACGGGAUACGUGACGUGUAUAGCGUUUGACCCGACCAUGCGUUCGUCGGGCCGUGGGUACCGGUUCGGGAGUGUUGGCGAGGACGGCAAGCUGUUGCUGUGGGACUUUUCCGCCGCAGCUCUCCGAAAGCCCCGACACCACCACUCAAUCAGUGGCCGAUACGGGGCUGGACCAGGUAGCAGUGCGAGCUUGACACUGUUCAACUUUGCCGGAGCGCAUUACCACGCUGCACCGCCCAAGACUGAGGUCGCGCUCCUCCAGCCCGUGCUGGCUAGGAUUGUCGAGGGUAACCUUAUGACGUCGCUGCAUAUGGGGCCCAAGAGUAUCGCUACGGUCAGCAGGGCUGGCAGCAUCAAGUUCUGGACCCGCCCGCCGCGGGUGCCACGCAAGCGCUCGGACAAGAAGCGCGACCACUAG